CUGAACUAUUCAUCUGAUCAUCAAAGCCACUCGCGAGCAAAUCUUGGGUUAGCCUGCUGCCAAAAUGGGUGCUUACAAGUACGUGCAAGAGAUCCAGCGGAAGAAGCAGUCGGAUCUCGUUCGCUUCUUGCUGCGAGUCCGCUGCUGGCUCUACCGACAGCUCAAUGUCAUCCACCGUACCAGCCGACCUUCGAGACCGGACAAGGCACGCAGACUGGGUUACAAGGCAAAGCAGGGAUACGUCGUCUACCGUGUUCGAGUCCGCCGAGGCAACAGGAAGCGUCAGGCUCACAAGGGUGCCACAUACGGCAAGCCUACCAACCAGGGUAUCCACCUGAAGUACCAGCGCUCGCUUCGUUCGACUGCAGAAGAGCGUGUUGCUCGCCGUUGCGGCAAUCUGCGUGUCCUCAACUCCUACUGGGUCAACCAAGACGGAGUGUACAAGUACUACGAAGUCAUCCUCGUCGACCCCUCGCACAAGGCCAUCCGCAAGGAUCCUCGCAUCAACUGGAUCGUCAACCCAGUCCACAAGCGUCGCGAGUCUCGCGGACUCACUGCUGCCGGCAAGAAGAACCGCGGUCUCGGCAAGGGUCAUCGCCACAACCACAACCCGGCCAAGGCGACCUGGCGCAAGCACAACACGCUCUCUCUCCGUCGCUACCGUUAGAGAAGCUGCUCAUGUUGUCGCACGAGGCUUCAUUUUGCUGCUACAACAACAGGGCAGUGCCGCCUUUGGGUUUGAACUUGCGUGCGACUCUGUCUGCCGAGCGAUACGCAAAUUGGUUGCCAUAGAUCUCGAAUGUGAGCUCC
This is a messenger RNA of Mixia osmundae IAM 14324, 810 nucleotides long. RefSeq lists its product as uncharacterized. The record is from RefSeq and is a predicted model, not a curated record. The coding region runs from base 65 to 667 and encodes 200 amino acids. Lineage: Eukaryota; Fungi; Basidiomycota; Mixiomycetes; Mixiales; Mixiaceae. The transcript has 5 exons. Gene Ontology annotation, molecular function: RNA binding; structural constituent of ribosome. Gene Ontology annotation, biological process: cytoplasmic translation. Gene Ontology annotation, cellular component: cytosolic large ribosomal subunit; ribosome.